This is a messenger RNA of Chrysoperla carnea, 1203 nucleotides long. RefSeq names its product dihydrolipoyllysine-residue succinyltransferase component of 2-oxoglutarate dehydrogenase complex. Gene Ontology annotation, molecular function: dihydrolipoyllysine-residue succinyltransferase activity. The record is from RefSeq and is a predicted model, not a curated record. Gene Ontology annotation, biological process: tricarboxylic acid cycle. Gene Ontology annotation, cellular component: oxoglutarate dehydrogenase complex. Bases 1 to 1203 code for a protein of 400 amino acids. NCBI's taxonomy places the organism in Eukaryota, Metazoa, Arthropoda, Insecta, Neuroptera, Chrysopidae. The transcript has a single exon.
AUGGGUGUUAAAAUUAUAGUGGCGUCUCACGGUGAAUCGGUAACAGAAGCUACUAUUGCCAAAUGGUAUAAGAAAGAGGGCGAUGCUGUUAAAACCGAUGAAUUAUUAUUAGAAAUUGAAACUGAGAAAGUAACAUUAGAAGUUAAUUCUCCAUGUAAUGGUACUAUAGGAAAAAUAACAAAAGCUGACGGAGCAAAUGUUGCAGUUGGUGAAGAAAUAGGCGAUAUAAAUGAGGGGGAAGCUGUAGCAACAAAUAGUAACGAAGCAGCAAAACCUCAAACAGCUUCCCAGCCUGUUCCAGAAAAAGUACCAGAAAAGCCAGCAGUUGCUAAUAAUACCCUUGCUCCAUCUGUGCAGAAAUUAGUUGCUGAAAAUAAGCUUGAUCCAAAUAAUAUAAAAGGAACAGGCAAAGAUGGUAGAAUUACCAAAGGCGAUGUUUUAGAGACUAUGAACGCUCCUAUUCCUGCCACUACUCCUACCACUUCUUCAGCUAAAACUAGUGAAGAAAGAGUAGAGCGUGUGCGUAUGUCACGUUUGCGUAAUACCAUUGCACAGCGUUUAAAAGACUCGCAAAAUACAGCUGCUAUUUUGACUACCUUUAAUGAAAUUGAUAUGUCAAAAGUGAUAGCACUGCGUGGUAAGUAUAAAGAUGAGUUUGAGAAAAAGCACGGCGUAAAGCUUGGCUUUAUGUCAUUCUUUGUUAGAGCAACUAUCGAAGCGUUAAAGCUUAUUCCGUCAGUAAAUGCUGAGAUAGAUGGUGAUGAUUUAGUAUAUAAAAAUUAUUACGAUAUAGGUGUAGCUGUUGGAACUGAGCAAGGUCUUGUUGUACCGGUGGUUAGAGAUGCAGAUAAAAUGGGAUUUGCCGAUAUUGAAAAGACGAUAGGGGGGCUUGCUAAAAAAGCAAGAGAUGGUAAGCUUUCUAUGGCUGAUUUAUCAGGCGGUACAUUCUCCAUUUCUAACGGUGGUGUAUAUGGUUCGCUUUUAUCUACUCCUAUUAUUAAUCCGCCUCAAUCUGGUAUUUUAGUACUACAUAAAACUGAGGAAAGAGUAGUGGCUAUAGAUGGUAAAAUUGAAAUACGUCCGAUGAUGUAUAUAGCUCUAUCAUACGAUCACCGCAUAAUUGAUGGAAAGGAAGCUGUUUCAUUCUUAGUGAAAAUUAAAGAGCUGAUUGAAAAUCCAGAGAAACUAUUCUUAAAUUUGUAA